CCAGAGAUCAUUAAUAAAUAUGUGUGUUAAAUGUUUAUCAGGUAAUUUAAAGAGACACAGAAACUCAGGAACAUUAAGGAACAUCUGAUGAGAACCAACAGAGUCCGUCCGUUAAUUCGGCUAACAUUUAAGGUUUUGAAAUAAUUAAACUGAGACUGUGGAGGGGUUUAAAUACACACAUCACUGCUGCAGCAAGUAAUAACAAAUGAUACAACAAAUACAAAUACUCCACUACAAGUAAAAGUACUGCACUGAAACUGAAAUUAAAUCAGUUCCACCUCAGAUGUCUGAUCAGAAGAAGAAGAAGAAGAAGAAGAGGGGCAUCCCGGACCGAUGGCUGGACUACUGUCCCGUGGGACGGAGGAUCCCGGGGACUCGAUUCAUCGCCUUCAAGGUUCCUCUGAAGGCGUCUCUGAACAGUGUUCUCCCUGAGUCCGACUUGUUCGGUCUAUGGGAUCUGCUGGACUCUGUGCGGCGUCAGAACCAGGACCUGGGUCUCAUCAUCGACCUCACCUUCACCUCCAGGUACUACGCUCUGACCGACGUCCCGCAGUCCUGCAGCUACGUCAAGAUCCCCAUCGAGGGUCACCGGGUUCCCUCUGACGCCACCGUCCUGAGCUUCAAACGAGCGGUGAGGUGGUUCCUGAGGGAGAACCGGGACAAUGAUCAGCUGAUCGGAGUCCACUGCACCCAUGGCCUGAACCGCACCGGCUACCUGGUCUGCAGGUACCUCAUCGAUGUGGACGGGCUGGAUGCAGCGGUGGCGCUGCAGCUCUUCAACUCCUGUAGAGGUCACCACAUAGAGAGGCAGAACUACCUGGACGACCUGCAGCGAGGCGCCAAGAGGAGCAACCCUGGCAUCGACGAGACGGAGGAGAAGGAGGAGGCUGUUAGAGGGCUCGCUGUGGAGAGACCGCCACUGUCCGCCAAGGAACGGAGACAAGACGACCCGGCUGCGGAGAACCAACCAGCCGGUAACCGCCGCCACCGCUGUCAAGCUCGACACAAACGGGCACAGAUGGCUCCUUCCUGCUCCUCUUUCACUCCCCUCCAUCACCUGGGCCCGGCCCCCCUCGAUAUAGGGAACAAACAGUCUGAGGCCCCGCCCCCCUCGAUAUAGGGAACAAACUGAAUCUGAGGCCCCGCCCCCCAGGAUAUAGGGAACAAACUGAGUCUGAGGCCCCGCCCCCUGUAUAUAGGGAACAGUCUGAGACCCCGCCCCCCUGGAUAUAGGGUACAAACUGAGUCUGAGGCCCUGCCCCCUGG
Molecule: messenger RNA, 1266 nt
Organism: Epinephelus moara (kelp grouper)
Lineage: Eukaryota; Metazoa; Chordata; Actinopteri; Perciformes; Serranidae
Product: RNA/RNP complex-1-interacting phosphatase-like
Exons: 2
Coding region: 284-1120 (278 amino acids)
Biological process (GO): protein dephosphorylation
Molecular function (GO): polynucleotide 5'-phosphatase activity; protein tyrosine/serine/threonine phosphatase activity
Source: RefSeq, a predicted model, not a curated record